UAUUUAUAGGCCAAAAUUUUGGUUCAUAAGCUCCAUUAACGCUUCGAAAAAAAGCUCGACGAGACACUCCAAAUUACGUAUUCGAGAAGAUUAGCUCAGAGAUAAACCCUAAAUCGCAAUGGAGAGUGCGUUCGCUAGUGCCUCUGCGAUCAGCGACCAACGCCAGAAAAUCGAACAGUACAAGCACAUUCUCUCCACCGUUCUCGCAUCAAGCGAUAUCCAACAAGCCAAGCAAUUCAUCGAUCACAUGCUAUCUGAUGACGUGCCCUUGGUGGUAUCAAGACAGCUAUUGCAGACAUUUGCACAGGAAUUCGAUAGAUUGGAACCUGAUGUUCAAAAGGAAGUAGCACACUAUACUCUCAACCAGAUACAGCCUCGUGUGGUGUCCUUUGAAGAACAAGUGUUGAUCAUUCGGGAAAAACUUGCAGAAUUAUAUGAGUCUGAACAACAAUGGUCAAAAGCAGCUCAGAUGCUUAGUGGCAUUGAUUUAGACUCUGCAAUGAGAUUUGUUGAUGAUACAUUCAGAAUUUCAAAAUGUGUCCAAAUUGCUCGUCUCUAUCUGGAGGAUGAUGAUGCAGUUAAUGCAGAAGCGUUUAUAAAUAAAGCUUCCUUUAAAGUUAACAACAUUAAGAAUGAAGUAUUGAAUUUGCAGUACAAGGUUUGCUAUGCUAGGAUUUUGGAUUUGAAGAGAAAAUUCUUGGAAGCUGCCUUGCGUUACUAUGACAUUUCUCAGAUUGAGAAGCGACAAAUUGGUGACGACAUGAAGCUUAAUGAUUCUUUACGCUACAGAGAAAUUGAUGAAGCUGCCUUAGAGCAAGCUCUGGCAGCUGCUGUGACGUGCACAAUUUUGGCUGCUGCAGGUCCUCAACGAUCUCGUGUACUUGCCACACUGUACAAAGAUGAGCGUUGCUCCAAAUUAAAAAUCUACCCAAUCUUGCAGAAGGUCUAUCUAGAGAGAAUCUUGAGAAAACCUGAAAUUGAUGCUUUUGCAGAAGAGUUGAAACCACAUCAGGUUCCCCCUUUUUUUGGGUAUUGCUUUUUUUCAAAAUGUCAAAAUACAUUAUCCGAUAUUCUCUGUGUAUCUUAUUUUUUGUGUUUCCAACAGCAAGCACUUUUACCUGAUAACUUCACAGUUUUGGAUCGUGCUAUGAUUGAGCAUAAUCUCUUGAGUGCUAGCAAACUUUAUACAAAUAUAAGUUUUGAUGAGUUGGGCACUUUGUUGGGCAUUCCUCCUCAAAAGGCUGAGAAAAUUGCUUCAAGAAUGAUUUUCGAAGAUAGAAUGCGGGGAUCAAUUGAUCAGGUUGAGGGCGUCAUACAUUUUGAGGAUGACACUGAAGAACUGCAACAAUGGGAUCAACAGAUCAUGGGCCUUUGUCAAGCUCUCAAUGAUGUUCUUGAUAGCAUGGCAAAGAAGGGGCUCCCUAUUCCUGUCUAGUUUGUUCAUUUUGUGGUCAUUUUUGAAGAAUCUGAUACACUCAUUCCUCAUACCAUUUACUGUUCUGGCGUCACUCUAUAUUCUUUCACCAGUUUUAAAACUUCGCUCGGAACUCUUUUGUCUCUAAGUUAGUUUUAUAUUGUACAUGACACACCUCUCCUCCAAGUUCAAUGGUUUAUUAUGGAUAUAAAUGUUAAUUUUGUUACAUUUCUCUUUUCAUAGG
Messenger RNA from Solanum stenotomum, 1658 nucleotides. Its product is annotated as COP9 signalosome complex subunit 4. NCBI's taxonomy places the organism in Eukaryota, Viridiplantae, Streptophyta, Magnoliopsida, Solanales, Solanaceae. The transcript has 13 exons. The record is from RefSeq and is a predicted model, not a curated record. Gene Ontology annotation, cellular component: cytosol; COP9 signalosome. Bases 119 to 1435 code for a protein of 438 amino acids.